This is a messenger RNA of Doryrhamphus excisus (bluestripe pipefish), 3253 nucleotides long. The record is from RefSeq and is a predicted model, not a curated record. Lineage: Eukaryota; Metazoa; Chordata; Actinopteri; Syngnathiformes; Syngnathidae.
CUCGCGAGGUUUCACUCAAAAAAUAACGCGGGGCACCAUCUGAACUGUGUACGUUGGAUUGCGUCUUAAAAUACUUUGAACUACCUCGAAGAACUAAACGGAAUUAUCAUAUUCCUCCGUUGGUUUAAAAAUAAAAAAAACUGAUUCCAACGUUGCUGUCGCCGUUUGUUGUGAACAGCUAAGGUCGUAAGAUGGAUUACACGGAGGACUUAUCUGCUCGGGUUCUUCUUAAAAACAUUCUCAGUACUGAACCACCUAGGACUCCUGUCACUCGCAGUUCCGUCCCGGUGGCAACGUUCCCUGUGGCUGGGAGCAGCAUUUUUUGUCCCAUAUUUUGCAAUGUCUCCAGAGCAAACAGUUCCACAUUUGUCCGCCGCACCAGAUCGAGCAUGAAAAAUGCUAGUGCAGAAACCCCACAGGACAUCUUGAGGCGCAGUCUGAAGCAGAACAUGCGUGAGGGUAUAUCAAGGACGGGUCUUUCACCUGCUAGCAAAAGAAGAACCACAUCGGUCGUGCUGAGAAAGGCAAACACACCAGCCUCAUCCUCCAUGCUGUUUGACGAGGGAGACACACCGAGGCACAUACUCAUGAACAUUUUGCGUACAGAGCCUGUCAAGUCCCCUGUGAUUCAUGAGGAAGCUGCACCAGUGGAGCCACAGAUGUCAUUAGCAGAUAGCAGUGAUGUCACACAUUCAAACAUUGGACUGUCGGAGUUGGAUCUGCCUGAUCUAACUUUUGGCAAUGCAGCAAGCGUCGCAAAGAGGCUUACCAGAAAGAGACCACGUCACAUCGCCAAUGUAUCCACUCUUGAAAGGAGGCUCAGGGAAGGAGAGGGUGAAAAUGAAGAGGAGGAUUUGUCACGAGAGGAUCUGUCGCUGUCUUUGUCAAACGUCACUUCCCUGACUCUAAAAACGCCCUUUGUGAAUGUUCAGACUGAGAAGAAAGGCUUGCAGAGGAGAGUUACUCAACGCCAAAAAAUCACACAAGAGGGUUUUGGUGACGCUGUGAAUAAAAUGCUUUUAGAUUACGGGGCGAGCAGCAUGAUGCAAGGAGAAGCAGACUUCAGUGAGAGCGCCCAGGAUGAGGCUUUAAACUAUAAACUGGAGUUCUCCAAUGACAUUAGCCACUCUAAAACAUCCGACGCCCCCGCCUGCAACGUCUCCGUACUUGGGAUACAGGACCAGUCCACCAUCGCGGCAUCUCAGAUGCAUCUCAGCGGAAUUGCAAUGGGGCCACAGAGCCAACUGGAUGAAGCAGCAGGGGAAGUUGUGCAAGUGUCUGGAAGCCAGGAGGAGGAGAAUACAGCCCAUAGUGACGCUGAAUUGAAGACAUCUGAGGAAGAGGUUGACGACAGGCAAGAAGAGGAAGGGGAUGGAGUUGAGUCUCAAACUGAAGAGGAUGCUGCAGCGCCGUCUGAGGAAGAGGAAGGGGCUCUCCUUGACUCUCAAGCUGAAGAGGAUGUUGCAGCGUCAUCUCAGGAAGAAGAUGACAUGAAAGAAAAGGAAGGGGCUCCAGUUGAUUCUCAAGCUGAAGAGGAUCCAGCAGCAUCAUCCCAAGAAGAGGAUGCUGCGACGCCAUCUGAGGAAGAGGACAACAUGGAAGAAGAGGACGGGGGUGCAGUUGACUCUCAAGCUGACGAGGAUCCAGCAGCAUCAUCCCAAGAUGAGGAUGCUGUGACGCCAUCUGAGGAAGAGGACAACAUGGAAGAAGAAGAAGGGGUUCUUCUAGUUGACUCUCAAGCUGACGAGGAUCCAGCAGCAUCAUCCCAAGAAGAGGAUGCUGCGACGCCAUCUGAGGAAGAGGACAACAUGGAAGAAGAGGACGGGGGUGCAGUUGACUCUCAAGCUGACGAGGAUCCAGCAGCAUCAUCCCAAGAUGAGGAUGCUGUGACGCCAUCUGAGGAAGAGGACAACAUGGAAGAAGAAGAAGGGGUUCUUCUAGUUGACUCUCAAGCUGACGAGGAUCCAGCAGCAUCAUCCCAAGAAGAGGAUGCUGCGACGCCAUCUGAGGAAGAGGACAACAUGGAAGAAGACGAAGAGGCUGCAGUUGCCACUCGAACUGAGGAGUCUGCUUCAGUGGAGGAAGAGGAAGAGCAUGCAACUGCUGCCAGGCCUCAGUCUGAGGAAGAAGACACGGCUGAGGAUGAGAAUGACGGCAGUCAGCAUGAGGAGCGAGGGUCGAAAUACGACGUGGAGCGCGUCAAUGUACAAGCCGAUGCAUCCAAGGGAGCUCUCGUCAUGCCUGUUGAAGAGGCUGACGUCAUGGAGCCUGGCUGCCAGAGAGGCUCGGGGAUCAAGAACAGAACCCACAGGUUGAGUGAUUCCCACAACCCCAUCAAGCUGGAUGAAGUCCAUCUCAAAAGUAACAAGUAUCCGAACUCAGACCCCGCUCUACAGCUGGAGGUGAGCAACGGCCAAAGUUACAGCAAUCACCUUGAGGAUGUGGACCCACCUGAGCAGGAAGAGUGGGAGGAGGAAGACGACGGAGAAGAAGAAGAAAUCCCCAUGAAGACUCCAGCAUUUGUUCGAGAAAGGAGGAAUUUUCAAGUGGAUGACCCGGCCUCGCCCACUAUUUUAAAGCCUCAAGCCAGCAGUAACACAAGUGAUUGUGUACCUUUACCGAAACCAAAACGGGUGAGAAAGCCCAGAAGUGCGACAGUCAAGAAAGACGGCCUUCCUAAAAACUACCUUAUGGGUGUCUUCAGGCACUUUGCCAAAACAAAGGUGUCCGCCGACAUUUAUCCCGUCUUAAAUGAGAUAAUGGAUAAAUUCUUUGACCGGAUGGUCGAUGACCUGGAGACGUUUGCUGCUCACGCCAAGAGAAAAACCAUUGAAGUCGAAGAUGUCGAACUAUUGUUGAGACGGCAGGGUCAUGUGAAUGACAAGGUGCCCGUGGAAGUCCUGAUUGAAAAGUACCUACGCAUGGACCAGCGCAAGCUCCUGAUACCCAUUGCAACCAGCGGGAACGUCGUCAUCCCAAAAAUGAGGCGAUGAAUUAAGAAGAAUAAGAAUGUUUUUAUUGCAGUUGGACGUGUAUUAAAUAAGUCAAAACCCUCACACAGUAAAUAAAACAACGUUGAAAGUAAAGCGUGUCGGAGUACAUUACAGGAAAGAGAAUAAGAGGAAUGUAGAAUUCCUUAUAAAUGUAUAGUAGAUGACAGCAAAAUUGGUAGUGCUGAUUUUGACCUUUGACCUUUAUUCUUUCAUAUAGAAGUUAUUCAUGUAAGCUAUUGUCCAUUAAAACAGUAAGAUGA